CGAAAUAGGGCUUAGCGUUAAGCCUUGGGGAAGCCGCAGUCUUGCAUUCCGGUCGGAUCCCAACGCUAACGAACGGCAGGGGCAAGUGAUGAAGUUGUGAUCACAUCGACGGGCAUACGGAUCACACACCUAAUCCUGCUAGUCGAGUUUUCAAGACCGCAAACUGUUCCAUGUACGUCAAUCUAUGUGCAUGAGACUCAAAGCAUGAUAACCGCAAUUUGGCUCUUGGCCCAUUAAUUCCACAAAUAUCAGCUGCCGAUACUCUACCAUCCAUCCAUUAUCCUCUGUCCUCAAAGAGAAACAAGAAAGAAAAAGAGAGGAAGAAAAAAAUCCAAGGAUGAGGCGUGUAGUCUUGGAAAAUCCCGAGGAUGAGUCUCACCGCAGCCAGCAUCCCGCCUCUGAGCCACAAGGCCUAGCGGAGACACAGCCGGCUCGAAAAACAAGGCCACGCCAGGAGCAGUCUCCCCCGCCCGAGCUGAUGGAGAUCCUGGUCCCAUCGCUUAAAGUUGGCGCCGCUGCCGGUGCAUGUGGUGUCUUCACUGGAGCGGCUGCUGGCAUUCUUCGGUCUGCCCCUACGGUCUUCUUUGCGAUUGUCGCAGGAGGGCAGUGGUUUACAUUGGGGACCAGUUAUUAUGCGACGCGGUUGAGCAGCUUGAGGUACUUCGGCAGAGGGAAACAAGAACCGUCCCCCAGCGACAAGAUAAAGGCAAGCACCGUCGCUGGUGGAGUUGCUGGAACUUUUGGCGGCAUGCUGAGGGGGCCGAGGAACAUCAUCCCAGGGGCUAUUGUGUUCUCGUUGUUGGGGGCUGGUGGACAGGGCAUCGCCAACUGGCGGGCUGCGAGGGUUGAUGAUGCAGGCCCAAAACCGGAAAAGGGGUUUUGGUCGAGCUGGAGUCCGAUCAAGCAACUAUCUGAUGCAGACUACGAGAACAUACUCGAGGAAAAGCUCCUUCGAGUUGAAGCUGAUAUCGCCCUCAUAGACGACCGCAUAAAGGAGCUCCGCGCAUCCGAGAGCCAGACCAAAGAGGGGAAGCCUGGGCAUGCAAGCGGCGGUGCAAGCUCAUCAAACAAGGCCUAGUGGUUGCCGGGAAGAAAACGAGCGGAAAACAAUGUGUCGAUUAGUGUACAAUAGGCGCUCAGCAUAGGAUAACCCUGAUCACAUAGAAAG
Messenger RNA from Thermothelomyces thermophilus ATCC 42464, 1168 nucleotides. RefSeq lists its product as uncharacterized. The coding region runs from base 338 to 1078 and encodes 246 amino acids. The record is from RefSeq and is a predicted model, not a curated record. The transcript has 4 exons. NCBI's taxonomy places the organism in Eukaryota, Fungi, Ascomycota, Sordariomycetes, Sordariales, Chaetomiaceae.